AUGCAUCGCCCCUCCUUCCUCCUCGCCCUCACUGGCGCUGGUCUCGCCUCAGCGCAGGGCUUCUCCUCCGAAUGCACCGACAUCUCCCUCACCGAUAACUGGCUCGUCGCGACCUGUCCGACUGGCAGCGGCUCCUCGAUCACCAGCAGCGUCUUCCUGAAUAACAAGAUCGUGAACAAUAAUGGGAACCUCGAGUGGGUUGAGAACGGGCGCUUCCUCGGUUCCUGCGUCGACUGCGCCGUCUCCUCCGGCGUCCUAUCCUGCACAUGUCGCGGGAACUUCAACCCUAACGUCGCGGCGUCGCUGAACCUAGAGGAACACAUCUCCAACUACGCCGGCCACCUCCUCUCCAACCAAACCGGUCCCAUCACUACAAUCCCACCGGAUUCCUCCGUCCCCGUACCCAGCAGCUUCGAUCUAUCCCUCUCCCUCGUCGCCCCCUUCCUCGGCACGGACUGCUCAAGGGCCGGUGCAAUUCUCGGGCUGAAUAACCCGCAGCCCUGCUACUAUAUUAACCCCGGCGGUGUCGGGACCGUGCAGUACUCUGCGGGCAUUCAGAGCGGGAAUCAGGGGUGGGAGAUUGUGGCGUAUGAGGAUCCGGAGUGUACGAGUGAGCCGGUUUAUACGUUCACCGCUGGGGAUGAGGGCGUUUGUGUGGCCUUUCAGCCGUAUGCGGCGGCGUUUGGGGUGCGGCCGUUGUGGAAUGCGGAUUAUUAG
This is a messenger RNA of Aspergillus mulundensis, 717 nucleotides long. RefSeq lists its product as uncharacterized. Lineage: Eukaryota; Fungi; Ascomycota; Eurotiomycetes; Eurotiales; Aspergillaceae. Bases 1 to 717 code for a protein of 238 amino acids. The record is from RefSeq and is a predicted model, not a curated record. The transcript has 4 exons.